Messenger RNA from Tricharina praecox, 2591 nucleotides. RefSeq names its product P-loop containing nucleoside triphosphate hydrolase protein. NCBI's taxonomy places the organism in Eukaryota, Fungi, Ascomycota, Pezizomycetes, Pezizales, Pyronemataceae. Bases 57 to 2519 code for a protein of 820 amino acids. The transcript has 3 exons. Gene Ontology annotation, cellular component: nucleus. Gene Ontology annotation, molecular function: ATP binding; ATP hydrolysis activity; preribosome binding. Gene Ontology annotation, biological process: ribosome biogenesis. The record is from RefSeq and is a predicted model, not a curated record.
CGCAGGAACUUUUUUUUUUUUGCAGUUUCUCGCCUCAACCCACGACCGUCGCAACGAUGAGACCGGCCAAAACGUCGAGUGCGGGCCGCCUCGCGAAGGCCUUGGAUAACAAGGUCCUCGCGCUCGUGCGCCAAUUCGUUUCCGAACAGUCCUCGGACGAACCGACGCUGCAGCUCAAACUCUCCGCGGUCUUCGCAUACGUCUCGUCGGAUCCGUCGCUCACGAGGCACAAGAAGCCAACCCUCGAAAAGUCGAUCGAACGGGCGCUUGAUGUUAUCCGGGAGGAGGAAGAGGAGGAAGAAGAACUGGACAGCGACUUUGAGGGCCUCGAGAUCGCCAAUAUGAUGGUUCCCGAUGAGAAGCAGAGCAAUGCUGUCAACAAGAGGAUUACGGAUAUGUGGGGGGUGAAUUCAGGCGCUACGAGCGACGCUGGGAAAGCAAGUGUGCCGUCAACACCUAACACCGAGCUACCGCAGCCGGUGGUUGAGCCCGUGGGAAUGGCGGGAGGAGUCACUGUUCCCCCACCUCCGGCUUCACCGAAAAGGAAGCGGAGAGAUAAAGGAGAUGAAGCAAAGCCAAAACGGCAGAAAGCAAAUAAGGAUGAGAAUCGCGAGCCACCAAAGAAUAUACUCCUCAAGGACUUGGGAGGUAUAGACGAUGCAGUUAACCAGCUACUGGAGUUCGUCGCAUUUCCAUUGAUGCACCCCGAAGUAUACGAAUUUACCGGUGUGCCGAUACCUCGAGGAGUUUUGCUGCAUGGCCCACCGGGAUGCGGGAAAACAUUGCUUGCAAAUGCUCUUGCCGGGGAGCUCGGAUUGCCCUUCCUGUCCAUCUCGGCACCUUCAAUAGUGUCGGGUAUGUCUGGAGAAAGUGAAAAGAAAGUUAGGGAGCUAUUUGAGGAAGCACGAGAAAAGGCACCGUGUUUGAUGUUCCUCGACGAGAUCGACGCCAUCACACCAAAGCGUGAGAGCGCACAACGAGAGAUGGAACGGCGGAUUGUCGCGCAGAUGUUGACAUGUAUGGAUGAUUUAAAGCCGGAGAACAACGAUGGCAAGCCUGUGUUGAUCAUUGGCGCAACUAAUAGACCGGACAGUUUGGAUCCCGCUCUCCGAAGAGCAGGGCGUUUCGAGAAGGAGAUUUGCUUGACGGUUCCGGAUGAGAAGGCCCGAGAAAAGAUUCUCCGGGUUCUGUGUCAGAAACUGAGAUUGUCGGGUGAUUUUGACUUCCGCGAAUUGGCAAAGAAAACUCCCGGUUUUGUUGGUGCGGAUCUCAGUGCUCUCACCGCGGAAGCCGGCCGCGCGGCCAUCAACCGCAUAUUCCAGACGCUCAAAAGCAGUCCUGAGGCGCUGGAUCGCCCACCGAUCGAAGAGAUUCCCGAUGGAGAUGGUGACACUUCGAUGGAUGUCGAUCCUCCCCAGCAAACCGACACCACCAUCACUACUACCACGUCCGCCGUACCCACCACAACCACCUUGACUACGGUCGAUGUGUUCAGGCCCACAAGUUUGAUACAAAACUUCUUGGCCGCAUACCCAGCGAAACUUACUGAGGAACAACUUUCACCUCUCACGAUAACCAACGACGACUUUCUCGUCGCUGUGCCCAAGAUCCAGCCUUCAUCCAAGCGAGAAGGCUUUGCGACGGUUCCUGAUGUCACUUGGGACGCGAUUGGUGCUUUGCAAUCCAUCCGACAGGAGCUCCAGAUGUCUAUUGUCCUGCCAAUCCAAGAUCCCGAACUCUUUGCGGCCGUUGGCCUCAACAAGCCUAUCGGAGUGCUUCUCUGGGGUCCGCCGGGCUGUGGUAAAACACUACUGGCCAAGGCUGUCGCUAACGAAAGUCAUGCAAACUUCAUUUCGGUGAAGGGCCCAGAGUUGCUGAACAAGUACGUUGGAGAAUCAGAGCGGGCGGUACGACAGGUUUUCCAGAGAGCAAGGGCCAGUAAACCAUGUGUCAUCUUCUUCGACGAGUUGGAUGCACUAGUCCCCCGACGUGACGACUCCUUGAGCGAAAGCAGCGCGAGAGUUGUAAAUACCCUUCUGACGGAACUUGAUGGGCUGGAAGAUCGACAGGGCGUUUAUGUCGUAGCCGCCACCAACAGACCAGACGUUAUCGAUCCUGCAAUGCUCAGGCCCGGACGUCUCGACAAGCCCUUGCUUGUUGACCUCCCUACGGAGGACGAACGAUACGAGAUCCUGAAGACCAUCAGUCGGAAAUCGCCAUUUGCCCCGGAUGUGGACCUCGAAGCCCUAGCAAGAGACAAGCGUGCCGACUGCUUCUCCGGCGCGGAUCUGAACGCACUGCUUAGAGAGGCGACGACGGCGGCACUGCGGAGGGCAGUGUUUGAUGAAGGUGGAAUGGCGGUAAUCAGGGAUAGGGUGAAGGUGGACGGCGGUAUGAGUGUGCGCGUGAGCAUGGAGGACUUUGAGAUCGCUUUCGGAAAGGUUAAGCCAAGUGUCACGAGGGAACAGAGAGCUGGGUAUCGACAGCUCGCCACCAAGUUCGGGAUGCACCAGAAGUGAGCGGAGGAUAGGUCAGUAAAUAAAUGGAGUUUGCUUUGGGAGAAAUUGCGGUUAUUUGUGGGUGACUUUGCG